Molecule: messenger RNA, 6646 nt
Organism: Phascolarctos cinereus (koala)
Lineage: Eukaryota; Metazoa; Chordata; Mammalia; Diprotodontia; Phascolarctidae
Gene: PLA2R1
Product: phospholipase A2 receptor 1
Source: RefSeq, a predicted model, not a curated record
CUGCUCCCACUAUUCGGUGCGGGGCUCGUCUCUCCGCUCAUCUGGAAGUGUUUUCCAUAGUGGCUCAGCCAGGCUAUAGCAAGGGGGGAGGAGGCGGUACGAUGUGGGGGGAAAGGAGUUACCAGUGGUUAGCGUUGCCACCACUGCUGCCACCACUGCUGCCCCUGCUGCUGCUGCUAUUGCAGGGGAGAGGUUAUAGCUGCCUCGACGAACCCUUAACGCUGACUGAGGAGCGGGUCAGCCAGUUGCUGGGUAAAGGAAUAUUCAUUAUCCAAAAUGAGGACCUUAAGACAUGCAUCCAAGCAAGUAAAUUUGGACUGGUCCUGGAGAAUUGCAAACAACCAACCACAUCUAUGUUAUGGAAAUGGGUUUCCAAACUCCGCCUGUAUAACAUAGGCACCAGCACAUGCCUAGGAUUGAAUCUCCAUGCCCCAGAGCAGCCAUUGGGCCUGUUUGAAUGUGAUUCUACUCAUUUUCCCAUGUGGUGGCGUUGUUACAGAAAGGCGGUUAUCGGCCCUUACCAAUACAGGCUAGAAAUAAAGAACAGGAACCUGGUGGUGGCUACAAGACAGUCUACCCAGAAGUGGAUGCAAUACAUGUCAGGGGGUGAUGAUAUCUGUGAGCAUCCUUUUCAAGAAUUAUACACAGUGAAAGGAAAUUCCCAUGGAAUGCCAUGUGUGUUUCCAUUCCAGUAUGGUGACCAAUGGCAUUAUGAAUGUACCCGAGAAGGCAGAGAUGGCCAGCUAUGGUGUGCCACAACAAGCCGAUAUGAAAAGGAGGAAAAAUGGGGAUUCUGCCCAGAUUCCACCUCCACAGCUAUAAGUUGUGAAGUUUUUUGGGAGAAGGAUCCUAACACGCGUAUUUGCUACCAAUUCAAUCUCUUUUCCAUUCUGUCUUGGAGUGAGGCCCGUUCUUCAUGCAAGAUGCAAGGAGGUGAUUUACUAAGUAUUGUGGAUGGGACAGAAGAAAAUUUUAUAAGGCAGCAUAUAAGUACGAAAGUAGUUGAUGUGUGGAUAGGUCUGAAUCAGCUGGAUGCGGCUGCUGGCUGGCAGUGGUCAGAUGGCACCCCGCUCACCUACCUAAACUGGAGUCCAGAUGUAAAAUUUGAUCCAUUUCUUAAACAUCACUGUGGAACAUUCAAUUCUUUGAUGACGCAGUCCUGGCGAAGUCGUGAAUGUGAAUCUUGGUUGCCUUAUGUUUGUAAAAAAUAUUUAAACCACACUGAACAUGAAGUAUUUGAUGCCUGGAAAUACUACCCAACCCACUGUGAACCAGGCUGGAAUCCUUAUAAUCACAAUUGCUACCAGCUUCAGAGAGAAAAAAAAGCCUGGAAGACUGCCCUGCAUUCUUGUCAGUCCAAUAACAGUGAACUGAUCGACAUAGCUUCAUUAGCAGAGAUGGAGUUUUUCAUAACCCUUCUUAGAGAUGAAAAUGUAUCGGAAACAUGGAUCGGCAUGAGUAGCCAUAGCAAGCCAGUUGCCUUUGAAUGGUCUAAUGGCUCUUCAGUCACUUUUACUAACUGGCAUACCCAAGAGCCCAAUAUUUCUCUCAACAGCAGCCAACUCUGUGUUUCAGCUCAGCAAUCUGAGGGACAGUGGAAAGUUAAAAACUGUGAAGAAGAAAUGUCAUACAUUUGUAAAAAACCUGGAUAUGUCCUUUCUGAAGCUAAAUCAGGCUGUCAUGAGGGAUGGGAAAGACAUGGUGGAUUUUGUUACAAAAUUGACCCAAUCCGUCGAAGUUUUGAACACGCUUCCAGUGGCUAUUACUGUCCUCCUUCACUUGUAACAGUUACCAACAGGUUUGAACAGGCUUUUAUUACCAGUUUGAUCAGUAGUGUGGUAAAAACAGAGGACAGUUAUUUUUGGAUAGCUCUUCAAGACCAAAAUGUUACAGGAGAAUACACUUGGAAAACAGCAGAGCAAAAGGAUGAGCCAGUGCAAUAUACAAACUGGAACAAAUAUCAACCAAGCUACAGUGGAGGCUGUGCGGUUAUUCGGGGAAGGAAUCCCCCCGGUUCCUGGGAAGUCAAAGACUGCAGGAGAUUUAAAGCAAUGUCCCUUUGCAAACAACCGGUGACAGUGCGGAAAGAGACAGAACAUGAAGAGAGGUGGCCUUUUCAUCCUUGCUUUUUGGGAUGGGAAUCAAAACCCAGUCUCACCAGUUGCUACAAGGUAUUCCAUAGUGAGAAAGUCUUGAUGAAAAGAACAUGGAGAGAGGCUGAAGCAUUUUGUGAAGAUUUUGGAGCACAUCUUGCAAGCUUUUCUCAUAUCGAGGAAGAGAAUUUUGUAAAUGAGCUUUUAUACACAAAAUUUAAUCGGACAGAAGAGAGACAGUUCUGGAUUGGAUUUAAUAAAAGAAACCCAUUAUCUGAAGGAUCGUGGGAAUGGUCUGAUGGAACUCCUGUUGUUGCUUCAUUUUUAGAAAAUGCUUAUUUUGGAGAGGAUGCAAGAAAUUGUGCUGUGUACCAGGCAAACAAAACUUUAUUGCCCCUGCUGUGUGGUUCCAAACGGGAAUGGAUAUGUAAAAUACCAAGAGAUGUAAAACCAAAGAUUCCAAAAUGGUACAUGCAUGAUGAACCAUGGCUUUUCCAUCAAGGGACCGAAUAUCUUUUUCAUAGUGAUCCUUCGGAGUGGGAGAGUUUUGAGUUUGUCUGUGGUUGGCUCCGUAGUGAUAUGCUCACCAUUCAUUCUGCGCUCGAACAAGAAUUUAUCCACAGCAGAAUAAAAGUGCUAUCAAAGAAUAAUAAGAAUUGGUGGAUUGGGCUCCGUGAAGAAAGACCUAAGGAUGGAUUUCAUUGGAGAGAUGGCUCACCAUUAAUAUACCAGAACUGGGAUGAUGGAGGAGAAAGAUCUGUGAAUAAUCAGAGUCAAAGAUGUGGCUUCAUUUCAUCUGAAACAGGACUCUGGAGUAAUGAAGAUUGCUCUGUUUCUAUGUCCAGUAUUUGUAAGCGUAAAAAAAUAUGGGUUAUAGAGAAAGAGAGGGAUAUACCAAAACAACAUGGAUUGUGUCCCAAAGGAUGGCUGUACUUUGACUAUAAGUGCUUCCUAGUGGAAAUACCGAAGGAUCCAAGGCACCAGAAAACCUGGAAGAGUGCUCAGCAUUUCUGUGCCGAGGAGGAUGCAACACUUGCCUCCAUUGAAAACGAAGUAGAGCAAGCUUUCAUUACAAUGAAUCUUUUUGGACAGAAAGCUAACGUUUGGAUAGGCCUACAGAGUGAUGAUUAUGAAAAAUGGCUAAAUGGAGAGCCUGUAAUAUAUUCUAACUGGUCUCCAGUUGAGAUAAUAAAUAAUAAGAACCAUAACUCUACAAAUGUUCAAGAACAAGUUCCUCUCUGUGCUUUGUUAUCAAGUAGCCCUAAUUUUCAUUUUACUGGAAAAUGGUAUUUAGAAGAUUGUAGGAAACAAAGUUUUGGAUUUGUCUGUGAAAAACUACAAGAUACUUCUGCACAUAAUAUAAAUGCAUCCAAUAUGUAUCCAAUACCAGAAACCUUAGAAUAUGGAAACAAAACUUAUAAAAUAAUUAGUGCUAAUAUGACCUGGCAUGCUGCUUUAAAAGCCUGUAUGGAGAGUGGAGCAGAAUUGGUCAGUAUCACAGACCAGUUUCAUCAGUCUUUCCUCACUGUCAUUGUCAACAGACUAGGACAUGCCCACUGGAUUGGACUCUUUACGGCAGACAAUGGUCUUAAUUUCGAGUGGUCAGAUGGUACCAAACCAUACUUCACUUACUGGGAAGAUGAAGACUCAUCAUCUCUGGGUGCAUGUACAUUUGUGGCCAUUAAUGGACGUUGGAGGCGUACAGACUGUGAAACACCUCUACAAGGAGCAAUCUGUCAUGUGCCAAAAGAAACAGAGCAAUCAGAAUACCCAAAGUUAUGCAGAGAAACAUCUAUUCCCUGGAUGAAAUUUAAAAAUAAUUGCUACAGUUUUUCUACAGUCCUAAACAGCACAAGUUUUGAUGCUGCACGGGAAUUUUGCAGAAAGGAAGGAGCUAAUCUUUUAACAAUUAAGGAGGAGGCUGAAAAUGCAUAUCUUCUAAGUGAGCUCUCUGCACUUAGUUCUUCUGUGCCGGUGGUCUGGUUGAAUGCUCAAUUUGAUAAUAACCGUAGCACCAUCACAUGGUUCGAUGGUAGUCCCAUAGAGCAUUCAAACUGGGGCAUCAGGGAGCCAGAAUCCAGUCUUCUCAAGGCUGAUCUUUGUUUUGCAUUGAGGACCACAGAUGGUGUGUGGCAGCUAUUUCCUUGUGGAGAAAAAAUAGGAUUUGUGUGUAAGAUGGAGACAGAUAUUAAUAAUAUGAAGCCAGGAAAAGCCCCCAACCACAACCUUAUCCCCCUUACAGUAGCAGUGAUACUAGUUGUCAUCUUGGGCAUUUCCAUUUUCUACUGCCUCUACAAGCAGAAUGGUAUUUUCUUCAGAAGACUCAUCACUUGGGGUAGUGCCCCUUACACAUCAACAAAUUUGAGAAGGUUACCUGUAGAAGAAAGCAUCCUCAUUUCAGAUCUGGAGAGAAAUGAUUAAUAAGAAUAUUGGAACCAUAGGAUCACAGUGCCUAUAUUUGGCUUUUAAAAGGAAUGAAUAUUAAGAAGCUCUACAUUAUAUUUUAUUUUAUAACCUUGAUGUCACAAUAAUAAAAAUUGUUUAAAAAAAAAACAACUAAUCAGCCCCUGACUAAGGACUAUUUGAAUUACAACCAGCCUGGUUUUAUUUUAGGUCUUUUGCCAAAAUGUAUUUUUUUUCUUUUUUUAAGACAAGGGCAUAUGGGGGAAGGGUUUAAGAUUAAAUAAUAAUUGUCAUUCAGAAAGGUUAGAAAUAACUAAAAGGAUGCCCACUAGGUAGAAAUCCGUUGUUUGAGAAGGACUUAAAAUCCCCAGUUUUCAAAAUUCAUAGAAGUUCACUGCCAGACUAACAGAGUAGUGGUAUUUGUAAUGGAAUACAUUUAUUUCCAUCAGAAUGUGGUCAUUGGAUUUGAGAUUUCUAAAUCAGCUCAUGACUACGUGUUCUUUUGUCCACCCCCACCACACCCCAAACUAAACAAAUUCAUUAGGAGGAAGAAGAAAACAUCUCUUAGUUCUUAAAGUUCUUAAAUUUACAUGGCCAAAUCACUGGUGACAUUUAUUCAUUCAUUCAUUUAUUUAUUUAUUUAUUUAUGGAUAGCUCUAGCUUUUCUAGAAAGUAGAAAAAGGAACUUCAAAUGGCAUAGCACGAGAGAACAGUGUGGUGCAGUGAAAACAAAGAUUCCAAGGAAACUUGGAAGUCAGAAGACCUGAGUCUGAAUCCUGGCUUAGCCACUUACUGUCUGUAUGGCUAUGGACAAUUCACUUUAGGUCUCUGGGCCUUAUUAGGGAGUUGGACUGAAUGAACACUAAGAUCCUUUCCAAAUCUAAAUCUAGGCUUCUAUGGCUUAGAUCCUAAUACUGCUCAUCAAUCAGACUUUUUUUUUAAAAUAAGUCAACCUUUUUAAAGAGGUACAAUGUGACCUAAGACUACAAGAUUUCAUUUCUACUCAGUAAGCUGAAUUAAAAAUUCCCCUGACUCCAAAUCUUUCUACUAUACCACAAUGAGGCUUCAUCUUCAAAAUAUAAGGAUAGGUGACCAUUACCUAUUUGUGACUUAUGAGGAUAAUUGGCUUAAACUAACCAGAUGGUAAAUAAAGAUAAUUUAACAAAAUGUCAUGUGAAAUUAAAGUUCUGUAUUUCUAAGUGGUCUUGGUAAAAACUACUAAUGAAUUAGUCUUCUAGUCAAGGGAUAUUGAAAUAGAACUGUCACAUGUAAUGACACUACUGAUUAAAUAUGUCAUUAGCUAAACAUUUUUGUAGUAAGAUGAAUUCACCAAUUUCCCAGUGCUCUGUAAUUAGACAUAGAGGGCUACAUUUCUGAGUGUCUAGGCAUAUGGACAGUUAAUGCAAUCCUUCCUGCUCCCACAAUUUCUGAAAUGAGCAAAUUUAUGAAAUAAACAAGAUGCUACAAUUCUAUACUUUAUAUAGAUGCAUACAUUUUCACUGUGUGGACAUAUCCACAUUUAAGUCUUACCUGAAAUAAGCUUUGUAGUUUCAUGAGUUAUCAAACACAGUGUGGAAAAACCUAUCAAACAAACUUAAUGUGGAACUAUGAAUACAUUAGCUACUGAAGUAUCUUGUUAGAACUUGAUCUUCCUCGGUCUUAACUCUAGAACUCUAUGGAGUGAUGGAUAGAAUGUCAGGUUUGCUUCAGGAAGACCUGUGUUUGAAUUCAGCCUCUGAUGAACCUUGGGCAAUCACCCACUUAACUUCACUGGGCAUCAGACAACUUUCUAGGACUUAAGGAGUGUGCUAUCUGUAUUGCUGGACAGAAUCUCCAUACUUGGAGGUGAUUAAUAAAAAAUAAGACUUUAGAGAAUUAUGAAAAAGUAAAUGAUUUAAAGAGUCAGUCCACACAUUCUGAAAUGUUAAGCUGUUGAACGUUACAGAGGUAGUAGCAUUUAGUUUCUAUGUCCUAUCUCACAUAGCUAAAAAUGUUAGCUAAAGCAGGUUGGAAACACCUUUUCACUUGAGAAGGUGAAUUUGAUAAAACACUAAUGUACUAUUGGUGAAGUUGUAUACUGAUUUUCUGGGGAGCGAUCUGGAAUUGUACCCAGAGGGCUAUAAAAGCAAGCAUACCCUUUGACCAGGCAA